AUGGCAACCCCACCGAGGCUCCCUCUGGAGAUCCUCCUCCACAUUAUCAAAAUCGGAGUAGAAGAGCAUUACUGGACGAUCCCUGAGCUUUUCCAAGCCCGCCUUGUAAAUACCACGUUCGCGGACGAGAUUCUCUCGCUCUUCUUGCGGGUCGACCGCCUCGACAGUGAGCGCCUGAGCCAUACCCAGUGGGAAACCAUGCCCGAGAGGUUAAAGCGCUUGUUCCUGCACGUAAAGAUCGACCAGCACGAUUUGCAACCGUGUGCGCUCUCUCAACUUGUGCAUCACUACCUCAGCGCUAGACCGGCCCCAGACCGCAACAUUCAGGUCCAGCGGCUCAUCGACGCCUUGGUACCGGUGAACUAUGGAAUACUUGCCUAUCUCGGCCCAGGCCUACACGCGAAACUUAUGCGCACUUCACCGUUUUACAGACAGAAUCGGAAUCUCCAAGUCGUCCAGCUGCAAAUUGCGCUGGCGCGCGACGCAAUCUCGCGCAACGACCCCGUCGCACUGCAAAAUUUGCUCGAGGACGGCGAGGAUGCCGGCGAGAUACAUAUAUUAUGGAGCCAUCUCUUCAGCGGGUCUCCUCUCUGUCUGGCCGCUCAAAGGGGGACAGCCGAGAUUAUGGAAACCCUCCUUCUACACGGGACAUGGACGGGGAGUGGGUGCGAGCGAGGGGCGAUCAAGAAGGCAAUCCGGGCGAAAAACCGCGCCGUCUUAGACGUCUGGCUCGAUGACAGCAGACUCUCGCGCAGAUCCGAGACGGUUCCAUCGACAACCUUUUGCACUGCGCUCCUCGAGUUCGUGCGCGCUGGAGACCUCGAGAUGGUCGAGUAUCUGAGUCCGCGGUUCAAACGGUACGGGCCUUACUUUGAAGAGCUGCACUUCAAAGCGCUUAUCGAAGCCAUUAAGCUAGGCAGUGUGGUGAUUGCCCAGUGGCUGCACGAACACGGGGAGUUUGAUAUUGAUGAGACAGCCUGGUAUCACGAAACCGCGCUGUUUGCCGCGCUGCGUGAUUGCGAGAUUAAUGUGAAGGUCCCCAUGGUCAAGAUGCUUUUAACCCGCGGGGCCAACCCAGAUGGGCAACAUCCUUCAAUUCCAGGUACUCCACUGCAGAUUGCAAUUCAGCGGAACGAAACUAAGCUGAUUGAUCUUCUCCUUGAUCACGGUGCAAAUCCGAAUACGCAAAAGGGAAUAUAUGGCUCGUUCGUCGGUUAUUUGAAUGUGGAGCCAAUCCGCUGGUAUUAUCAUGGCGUAAAUCCUUGA
This is a messenger RNA of Aspergillus calidoustus, 1266 nucleotides long. The record is from the annotation of a GenBank genome assembly. NCBI's taxonomy places the organism in Eukaryota, Fungi, Ascomycota, Eurotiomycetes, Eurotiales, Aspergillaceae.